This is a messenger RNA of Zeugodacus cucurbitae (melon fly), 3135 nucleotides long. RefSeq lists its product as uncharacterized. NCBI's taxonomy places the organism in Eukaryota, Metazoa, Arthropoda, Insecta, Diptera, Tephritidae. Bases 499 to 2583 code for a protein of 694 amino acids. The record is from RefSeq and is a predicted model, not a curated record. Gene Ontology annotation, biological process: nucleoside metabolic process; regulation of apoptotic process. The transcript is spliced from 12 exons. Gene Ontology annotation, molecular function: catalytic activity; protein binding.
UCAGUUGUUUUUCAAACGCUAAACGUGUUGGUUGUAUCGAAUACGAGUGCGGCAUAAAGUGAGUUGAAACAAAUUGUUUUAAAGGAAAGAGUUAAUCAAAUUAUUUGAAAAAAAGAAAUAUUCGAUAUUGAAGUGGAAGUGCAAAUAAAAUAAAGCUUUUCGCUCACAAACCGACCGCAUGUGCAAAGUAAACAAAACAAAACAUAAGUGCAGAAAAUAAGUAUAAAAACCAAUAGAGCUUCGAAAACCAGUUAAGAACUAACAGGUGAACCCAACUUUGUGGUAAAAUAAAAAUAACAACAAUAAACUAUAAACAGCAAAAAUAGGAAGGCGGCAAUUAGAAAGGUCAAAACAAUAGAAUACGUAAAGUUUGUGGAAUUUUCGAAGUUUUGAAUAUAUUAAGCUCGAAUCAAGGUUGCAUAUCCAAGUGGAAUAACCGAACUACUAUCUAUAAGACACACACACACACACACCCAGACACCUGUCCACAGCACCGUCAUGUCAGCUCGAAGUCAUCCACAAAUGGCACCACCGCCACCACCUCCCAAACCAAACAAAUCCGGCGCCAGCGCAUAUGACAACCAUGCAGCCAAUGGCAAUGGCACAUACGCCACGAAUGGCAACGGAAAUGCUAAUGGCAGCGCUAGCGGCAGUCGCAGCGGCAGCAUAUCCUCGCUGACAGACAAUCAGGGCAGCCUGCAGCGCCACAGUCAGAACGUCAAUGGCCGUAGUACGUGUCACACGCCACCGCGCACAGAUCGAGAGCAGGUCGUAAUGACGCCAAAAGGUAAAACCGCCAACAGUACCGUUAUACUGAUCGAACGCAAGCUCGUCGAUGAAAUCAAUGAGCGUGUGCAUGUCGCUGGUGGCGAUCAUACAGGUAUCAUCAUCAAUAAGGACACCGUUAGUGGACAGAAGAGCGAAAUGCUGCCGGCUCAAUUGUCGCUGGAGUUUCGUGUGUUCUUGGUGAGCGCCAAUAGCGGUAAACAUUCGCAGGAAUCGCGUACGUUGCGCUUCUGGUUCCGGCAGUGGUUGCGCAGCGACGAGAAGCAGGCACAGAUUGCACAGGAUUUCUUCAAGGAGCUGGUCAGUCCGAAGGACUUUCCCAGAGAUUAUGUGGGCUUCAUUAAAAAGAUCAUGAAACUACUGCAACGUGGUUACGAUGAGAUACAGUCUUUAGAAAUCGAAUUGCGCAUUUUGGAGGAAACUGCAGAGCCACCAUCCAGGCCACCUCGCGACGGUUAUAUUAUUUAUUGUUAUGGUGAUUGUAAUCGCAAAUUUGAGGAGGCACUACAGGCGCAGCGCAAAACAGUCUCACUGGAGGAAUCACAAUUUGAGUCACCGCCCUUGACGCCGGAAAAGGUGCUCGAAUUAAUUGAACAGGCCUAUCCGAGCCCCAUUACACCGGAAGAUUUGGCUAAAGAUUACGGCUGGGAGGAGCAAGAUGUACUUUUGGUAUUCAUAUCACUGAAGGAACGCGGUCUCAUCAAAUCUAUGGAGUAUAAUUCAUACACACGUAUACAUCAUGAAGACAAGGAGAUUAAGGUCGUUAAACAAAUGCCAACCAUUGCUUCGAAUAAACAACCCACCAUUGCUAUUAUAACGGCACAAUAUUGUGAGAAACUAGCGGUGGACGCCAUGUUGGAGAAUAAGGAAACAUUUGUACGCUAUACAACAGUCGAUUCCGAUCCCAAUUUAACAAACUCACUCAGAAAAUCUAAAAAGAAAAGACGAUUUGGCGAAUCGAACGUCUAUACCUUGGGCAACAUUGGCGCUCAUCGCAUUGUCAGCACCAAAUUACCAUCGGUGGGUAGUACACGUGAGGCAAUGACCGCUACGGGCAAUACAACGACACGUUUGCUGGGCACAUUCCAAAAGGUCGACUAUGUCUUCGUGGUGGGCGUGGCCGGUGGUGUGCCACAUUAUACGGAUUACAAGAAGCACGUACGUCUGGGAGAUGUCGUAAUAUCGUAUGUGGAUAAACAGCGGGCGCUGUUGAGCAAAAAUGAGAAACCCUAUGUGUAUGUCUACAAGAGCGGUGAAGAUGUGAAAACCUACUUCCCCAUUAAUGACUCACUCCAGCAAAUCGCCGAAGGCCUGCAAGCCAAUAUGGAAGUGAAGCGUCCAUGGGAUACCUAUCUGCGUGAAGGUUUGGCAUCGUUGCUGCAAAAAACGGAGAGCGACUUCAAUCGUCCAUCCGUCAAUACCGACAAACUCUUCAUGAACAUCGGCAAUAAUGAGGUUAUCGAGGUGGCACAUCCGAUUGCCACGGACACCGUGGAUGGCGUGCCACGUUCCCGCCUGCAUCUGGGACCCAUUGGCUCCGGACGUGAUCUGGUGCGUAGCGACAACUCACGUAUGGACUUCGCCAAGAAGUAUGGCUUGCUCGCCACAGAUGUGGAGAUGAGCUCGGUGUUGGACAGCAUUAUCGGCAAUUGCAGGGAGAGCUUCAUACUGGUGAAAGGUAUUUCCGAUUACAAGGAUGGCAUGUCGACGCGAAAGUGGCAGAAUUUCGCCUCUCUGGCGGCCGCUUCAGUGGUCAAAUCGAUCAUCUGUGGCAUGGAUGCGCCAACAAAUGUUUAAUUAGCAAGCAAAUUGAAAUUAUUCUAAUAUAUUUAUAUAUAUAUAAUAUACAAAUUUAUUAAUAUUAGCGCAAAGUAAAUUAUUUUUUAGAGCUACGUAUACAGUUGUAUAACGGUUAAUUGUAUAAAAUAUUAAGUAAAAUGAAAGUGAAAGUGAAAGCAUUUAGAUUUCUUUAUACUGACUUGAUAAAAUCACAUAUUUAUAGUAAACAAUAACUAUUUAACAGCAUUAAUACCUACAAACAUGCAGUGUUGCAUAAUUAUUAAUUCUUCUUAAUCAUAUUUACUAAAUUGACAGAAUUAAAAAAAAACUAUUUUUUUCUGCACUUUUUUAUUUUCUUUACCUUUGCUUUAAGUGAAAACACAUUUUCCUACAUUUUAAUUGCAAUCUACAUACUAAAUAUAAAUGUAUAACGGUAAUCAAAGUGUUUUAGUUGAUAAAGAGAGAAGAGAAAAUUGUGUCCUUGUUUUUUUGUAAUAAUUUUUGUUAUAUUUUAUUGAAUUGUUAAUUUUUGUAUUGCAAUAAAUGAUUACACUUAGACCAUACAGUAAA